AAAGAGACUUCAUUUCGGAAACAUACAUCGGUAUUUGUAAGCAAAGAAUUGUGUCAAGUAAAGCAACUCUAUUUCUAAUUGGAUGCUUGGAAUAGUGUUAGACUUGGCGAGACGGGAACUGGCAUAUGUGCAUGCGCAGCUGGACGGAUCACGCAAUUGAGCUUAGCACACGUCCUUUGUGGUCGGAAAGACCCGGGCAUGGCCAAUAAUAUGGGUAGACAAUGCUCACUGCUGCUGAUGCUGUGCUGUUGCGGCAUAGCCAAUGUCACCCAACUGGUCUCCAGCUCGGUUGUCAAGAGUAACGGGCCGCACACAGCGGCAGUGGCCACCCGCUCCAAUGCUACUAGCCAAACAGAUGACGAUUCUCUUUUCCAACCAAUGCAACAGCAAGUUCUGGCUAUGGCUCCCCUCCAAGGAGAUUCCUAUCUUGUGGAUUGCUUAGGAAAACUGAAGACACAACAGUCCACCUUUAUGACAUACUUCUUGAAUAAUACCGGAUCAGACAACCCAGUAUCGAAAGUUGAGCUACUUGCAGGCACAGACCAGCAGUCUGUAAGUAAUGAAAUGGCAACUCCCAGGUCAACUAUACUGCAACUCUCCAUUACUCCACGGCAACGCUCCAGCAAUGGCACCGGGCAGUUUUCUUACAACUAUCGCUGUGGAGUACGGCACUCACUGGCGUCAACCGUUGUCUGGUCGGAUGAAUCCUUUGAGUGGAACUCAUACUCGAAUCCAACUCCUGCACAGCGUCUGGCGGAUCAGAAAGCAGUAGAAUUUCUAACAGACACAUCUUCCACUGACGUGUCUCAGGAUUCUCAGACAACAGUUGAAAUGCAAAUUGAUUCCAGAAAGCAAUCGGCUGUCCUGCUUCCUCUGCAAGAACCAAUCAUAAAAGUCAUAAUGGAAAACGAAACGGAUGCCGUCCGCAUGAUCUGUUCUGCACUUCUUACGGCUGGCAGCAUCUUGUCCAAGCCUCUCAUCUCCUGGGGACGCUCAAAGCGAGGCUCUACAGUUACCAGUCAACUUGUGGCCAGCAAAAAAAUCAACAUUUCCGUGGACACCAGUAGUGAUAAUGCGUCGCCGAAUUCCAAGUACGUCCGUUCUGUUCUGAGUAUUCUUCCCGGCCAGUUGGAGACAAGUGACAUGACCUAUGUGUACAGGUGCGGUCUUUUCCAUGUCGAGACAAAUUCCAUCGAGUGGUCAUCUGAUGCAUUCAGCCUGCGCAAGAUUGGUACAUCGCCACCACUUGUUGUCAGUACUGGCAGUAAGAUUUCCUCACCGGUGGAAGGCCACAUCACCGAUGUUGCUCCGCAAAAAGCAACCGAUCUUACCCUGACCAAUUCAAAGGCGGCCCAUCCUCCUGUCGAUGAAAAUGCAAAAGCAGGGAAUUCCCAUGGGAAAAGGUCAAUGGUAGGUGUUGCCCUUGGCGUUAGCUUAACAGUGCUUCUUCUUCUUUGCGCCGUCAUUGCAUUCAUUUACAGAAAGAGACUAAACGCAGGCCGGCCAGCCGUAAAGCGUUUAGACAAAAGCAAACGGUAUGUACUACAUCGACGCGGGCAUGUGCGCGCCAUGUCCCGAGAUGAAAAUUCAGUGAAGCAGUACAGGUCUCCAUCUUCGACAUCAACAUCAACUAUCCAAACAAUGGCGCCGCCUAGCGACACUUCUCCGACCUCCGAAGUGAAGGCUUAUGCGGUUAGUAAUAGCCGUGUUGCCAGCAUUGCCAGCGUCGUUGCUAGCCCGCCUGCCGCUGCCACUGCUGUAAGUGCUGCUGACUCUUAUACUAACUAUGUAGAAAAGCCAUCGAACAGUUCAGAAACUUCCGAUGCCAAUGCCAGCUCUGGCAGAUAUUUAUCCCGCUCCGUAUCACCAAGGUCGCUUAGAUCAUCAGAGGCAGGCGGUAGCGGUCUGGAUAGACAUGUAUCGACUCGCUCCCUUCCGAGUAAGUACACCCGCGUGCAGCGUAGGAAGCUCAUGCCAAAAUCAGAAAGCAUGAUAGCCAAAUCCGGCGUCGAUCUAGAGAACAGCGUGUUGGCUAAGGUCAAGGUUGAUCAGUAUCGGCGAGCCCAUUCCCUUCAAGCGGCCGUCCCAGUUGGUUUCAAGCCUUUGUGAGCUGAUGCGCCCCCAAUCUGGUCGGGAGCAUCUCUCUAGCUAGUAGCUAGCAGGGACUGCACUCUUCGUCCAGUCAGUCAGUGAUGCAAUAUGCCAAUAUAUCCCCCCCCCCCCCUAACUUACAUGCCAUAAGUCAUGUAAACUGCCAGCACUCACACCCAGUUUAUCACCCAACAAUUCUAACAUUCUGAAAGCGGACCAAUUUCAACUGAAUGCUCAUAUCUGCUCAUGCAUCGCGCUUUCGUACCACAUUCCAGCCUGACCACCUGCACCGGCACCACCAGUGUUGCUAUGAGAUCUUAAAUCCACCUUGGCUGUCCACCUUAGUUUGUGUUGAUCACCUCAAUGUUGUCAGAUCGCAGUGUAUCCUUUUCUCUCAUGUACUUUCUCUAUACAUGACGUGGGUCUUUGAACCUUUCCCAGCACAUACCGUAACCAAGCACACC
This is a messenger RNA of Sycon ciliatum, 2555 nucleotides long. RefSeq lists its product as uncharacterized. The record is from RefSeq and is a predicted model, not a curated record. The transcript has 8 exons. NCBI's taxonomy places the organism in Eukaryota, Metazoa, Porifera, Calcarea, Leucosolenida, Sycettidae. The coding region runs from base 199 to 2109 and encodes 636 amino acids.